AUGUCGGUUGCACCUAUGCAGACCAACGAUUACGACAGUGCGCCUUUGCAGGCGACCGAGGACGAGCCCCAUCUGGACUCCGUAAACGAUGAGGAGCACCCAGCAACGAAGUCAGGCGUGCGCAACUCGCGCGAGGUUCAAAAUGCAAAAUUUGGCAAAGGCGACUGGGUACACAUGUCUGUCAUCGCGAACGGCAGCAGGAGCAAAGGCGUUUUCAAAAUCUAUGCCCUCGUGUACAACCCUGCCGGAUGGGUUGAUUACCAGCUGAUUGAUCCCUACACAAAUCAGCUCCACAAUCGAGGUGCUGCGGUUCGUGAGAGAGACCUGAAAGCUGGGCAAUGA
Molecule: messenger RNA, 342 nt
Organism: Boeremia exigua
Lineage: Eukaryota; Fungi; Ascomycota; Dothideomycetes; Pleosporales; Didymellaceae
Exons: 3
Coding region: 1-342 (113 amino acids)
Source: RefSeq, a predicted model, not a curated record